GCAUGCUCAGAUUGAAUUGCCGGGAACUGGUAGACUAUCUGCCACCCAAUGUUUUUAUCCAGUCUAGAGAAGUACAUUUUAGAGCAGCCAGGAGUAGUUGAUGUAUCUGCUGGUUAUGGUGCUCCUUUAAAUCAGUCGGUGCUCCAGUCCUGGGAGAGAUUGAAGGGCCUCACUUUAACUGACGACAUCAGAGACUUUUACAUGAGCCAUGAUGGAGCAUACCUUAUAUGGAAAUACAAUCACAACAGAAACAGUAUUGUUUUGGGUAACAUUACUAUUAAUUCAUUGGACGAUCUAUCUGUUUUUAACCCUUUUAACACAUGUGCCAAUACAUGUACGCCAUCUCUGUACGACUUACAAGACAAGAAUGAUGAUUGGGAUCCAUUUUACUGUAUAAAUAAUAAAAUUAUCAUUAUUAGCAGUUGUCCUGACACUGGACAUACAUGCCUUGUGUUUGAUGAAAAUUCAUUAUUUAGAGGAAUUUGGUUGAUUGAUUUAGCUCUUAAUUGUCACUUAAUGUGUGACACAUUUUCUGAUUACCUGAGGUUGUGCCAAGUGCAUUUAGGAUUAAUCCAAUGGCCAUAUUCUCUAGUUGGACUUGAUGUCAGCAAUCAUUAUAAAGCUUGGUUUGAAAUAUUUAUUCCUAAAAGAUUUUUGAUCAAUAAUAAAGAACAAGAACAAGAUGAUGAUAGUAGUCCUGUGUCAGUUCAUUUGACCACACCUAACUUCUCAUUGUACAAUCAAAGACCAAUGAAAUAACAACAGUUCAGUGUUAUUAUUAGUAACAACAGUUCAGUGUUAUUAUUAGUAACAACAGUUCAGUGUUAUUAUUAGUAACAACAGUUUGGUGUUAUUAUUAGUAACAAUAAAUUAUCAACAAUACAGGAAAGAGUGGCAGGGGACUAGAAUUAAUUAAUCAAUUAUAAAAAAUAAUAAUUGAAUUGUUAUUUUUUUGUAAAAGCAUUUUGUGUAGUCUCUAGA
Amphimedon queenslandica is the source of this 981-nucleotide messenger RNA. RefSeq names its product tubulin polyglutamylase complex subunit 2-like. The record is from RefSeq and is a predicted model, not a curated record. NCBI's taxonomy places the organism in Eukaryota, Metazoa, Porifera, Demospongiae, Haplosclerida, Niphatidae. Gene Ontology annotation, biological process: protein polyglutamylation. Bases 49 to 759 code for a protein of 236 amino acids. The transcript has 5 exons.